GGCAUAGGAAGCAGGUCCUCAUUAGCCCAAUGGCCAGGCUGCGGUGUUCCUGCCAUCAAACCAGCCCUGAGCUUCAGCCAGAGGAUUGUCAACGGGGAGAAUGCAGUGCCAGGCUCCUGGCCCUGGCAGGUGUCCCUGCAGGACAGCAGCGGCUUCCACUUCUGCGGUGGUUCUCUCAUCAGCCAGUCCUGGGUGGUCACUGCUGCCCACUGCAAUGUCAGCCCUGGACGCCACUUUGUUGUCCUGGGCGAGCAUGACCUAUCGUCGAACGCUGAGCCCUUGCAGGUUCUGUCCAUCUCUCAGGCCAUUACACACCCUAGCUGGAACCCUACCACCAUGAACAAUGACGUGACACUGCUGAAGCUCGCCUCACCAGCCCAGUACACAACACGCAUCUCGCCAGUUUGCCUGGCAUCCUCAAACGAGGCUCUGACUGAAGGCCUCACAUGUGUCACCACUGGCUGGGGUCGCCUCAGUGGCGUAGGCAAUGUGACACCAGCACAUCUGCGGCAGGUGGCUUUGCCCCUGGUCACUGUGAAUCAGUGCCGGCAGUACUGGGGCUCAGAUAUCACUGACUCCAUGAUCUGUGCAGGCGGUGCAGGUGCUUCCUCAUGCCAAGGUGACUCCGGAGGCCCUCUUGUCUGCCAGAAGGGAAACACGUGGGUGCUUAUUGGUAUUGUCUCCUGGGGUACCAAAGACUGCAAUGUGCGCGCACCUGCCGUGUAUACUCUAGUUAGCAAGUUCAGCGCCUGGAUCAACCAGGUCAUUGCCUACAACUGAGCCCACCACAGGCCCCUCCCCAGCUCAACCCAUUAAAGACCCAGGCCCUGUCCCAUCAUGCA
Chlorocebus sabaeus (green monkey) is the source of this 842-nucleotide messenger RNA. It is a transcript of the gene CTRL, whose product is annotated as chymotrypsin like. Gene Ontology annotation, molecular function: serine-type endopeptidase activity. Gene Ontology annotation, biological process: proteolysis. The record is from RefSeq and is a predicted model, not a curated record. NCBI's taxonomy places the organism in Eukaryota, Metazoa, Chordata, Mammalia, Primates, Cercopithecidae.